Molecule: messenger RNA, 471 nt
Organism: Morus notabilis
Lineage: Eukaryota; Viridiplantae; Streptophyta; Magnoliopsida; Rosales; Moraceae
Product: subtilisin-like protease SBT3.5
Exons: 1
Coding region: 1-471 (156 amino acids)
Biological process (GO): proteolysis
Molecular function (GO): serine-type endopeptidase activity
Source: RefSeq, a predicted model, not a curated record
AUGCCUCCAAUCCCAAAACGCUGGAAAGGCAUCUGCGGAAAGGGCCAACAAUUCAACAGCACAAAUUGCAACAAGAAAAUCAUUGGCGCUCGGUGGUUCGUAAAAGGAUUUCUUGAAUCACAUCAAUUAAACAAAAGUGGAGUCAAAGAUUAUCUAUCGGCAAGGGAUAUUGAUGGGCAUGGAACUCACACAGCCUCAACUGCCGCUGGGAAUUUUGUGAAAAAUGCAAACUAUAAAGGACUGGCAGCGGGAGUGGCGAGAGGCGGAGCGCCUCGUGCUCACUUGGCGAUCUACAAGGCCUUGUGGGAGGAAAGUGGAAGAGGCGCUACAUCUGAUAUUCUAAAAGCAAUCGACAAAGCCGUUGACGACGGCGUUGACAUCAUAUCCGCCUCUCUUGGCUCGACCGUUCCUCUUCUGCCUUUGGAUAAGGAUCUAACCGCAUAUGCUGCUCUCUUGGCCACUGCAAAGUGA